AUGAAAGAAAAAGAAUCAUGGCUGUUGGAGGUUGACGGGUCUUCGGCCGCGAGCGGGGCAGGGGCCGGGAUUCUUAUAAACAGUCCAGAAGGAAAUAUCUUUGAAUACACGAUUAAGUUUGCGUUCCCAGCCUCAAACAAUGAGUCAGAAUAUGAGGCAGCUAUCACCGGAUUAAGAAUGUGCGUCGCAGCAGGAGCCAAGAGUGUCCUCAUGAAAACAGACUCACAGUUGGUUAGCGGCCAACUCAAAGGAGAAUUUGAAGCCCGAGAAGCCAAUAUGAUAAAUUAUGUAGAGAAGGCCAAGGAAAUAAUAGCCCAACUUGAGCAGUUUGAGGUAGAUGCAAUCCCUAGGGUCGAGAAUAUGAAAGUGGAUGCACUGUCCAAGCUUGCCAGUUCAGAUUCUGUCAGUAUUGAGGGGAUGGUGGUUAUUGACGUCCUUAAGGAAAAAAGCAUCACCCAGAAGGCGGUCAUGAUAAACAAUAUAAAUCAGCAAGGGGAGUGGUUCAGAAAGCUAGUGGAAUAUAAGCUGACGGGAGCGCUCCCAGCCGAUCCCAUGUCUGCUAAGAAGCUGCGAAAGCAGGCUAAUUGGUACAUGAUAUACCAAAAUGAGCUGUACAAAAAGUCAUUUAGCUUGCCGCUAUUGAAGUGCGCAACAGCUGCUGAGGCUGUAAAGAUGAUGGAAGAAAUCCAUGAAGGAAUUUGUGGGAACCAUAUUGGGGGAAUAGCAUUGGCUUUGAAGGCACUGAGAGCUGGAUUCUACUGGCGUAGCAUGCUAGCAGACGCACAGAACUACGUGAAAAAAUGUGAUAAGUGCCAUAAAUUUGCCCGUGUGAUAAAUAGACCCGCAAACGACUUGCAGCCAAUUCUAUGUCUGAUAGCGUUCACGCAGUGGGGGAUGGAUAUCUUGGGACCAUUCACGACUGCGACAGGUGGCAGGCGUUUCCUUAUUGUGGGAAUCGACUAUUUUACAAAAUGGAUAGAAGCGGAGCCGACGGCAAAGAUAAAGGCAAACAAGAUAAAGAAGUUCAUCUGGCAGAAUAUCAUGAUAAGAUUUGGCAUCCCGGCGGCAAUCGUGUUCGACCAUGGGGUUCAGUUUGAUUGCCGGCCCAUCCAAGCUUUUCUCACGUAUUUUAGGGUCAAGUUUGCCUAUUCGGCAGUAUGUCAUCCGCAGAGCAAUGGUCAAGCAGAAGCCGCUAACAAACAAAUUUUGAAUGCCUUAAAGAAGAAGUUAGAUGAGUUCAAAGGAAAGUGGGCUGAGAUGGUGCCGGCCGUCCUAUGGGCAAAUAGAACAACUGAAAAAGAGUCGACAGGGGAAAGCCCCUUCAGGUUAGCCUUUGGAGCAGAAGUGGUAUUGCCAGUGGAGGUAGGGCUGCCCACUUACCGGAUUAAACACCAAAUCUUAGAGAAGAAUGACCAGGCAUUAAGGGAGGAUUUGGACUUCUUGCCAGAGAUAAGACUAAAGGCAGAGCUGAGAGCAGCAACAUACAAGGAUAGAAUCAGCAAAGCAUAUAACAAGAGGGAAAUAUGGGACGAAGUGGGUGAAUCUGAGAGUGGAAGGGACACCAUGCUUUUGGAAAUUGAGCAAGAGUGUCUAGAAAUCUACACGAGAAAGGUUGAUCAAGCUUACCAAACUCGGGCUCAGUUACGGCAGGUAAUUGCUGAUGCUGAGGCAGAGCUUGCCCAUAUUUUCUCAUCACUGGGUGAGAGACCAAUGAAUAUAAGGCAGCCUGAUCAAAAAGCUAUUGGCUUGAUGGAAGAAGUGUUGAUUGUUCUGUUGCGGCCAUUGCUCACUGCUUCUAUUUUUUUGCUUAUUUAUUUGAUCCUGCAGUCACAUUCAGCUCUUUGUCCCUUCUUAAACGGCUAUCCUUUUGUUUAG
Messenger RNA from Beta vulgaris subsp. vulgaris (sugar beet), 1875 nucleotides. RefSeq lists its product as uncharacterized. Gene Ontology annotation, molecular function: RNA-DNA hybrid ribonuclease activity; nucleic acid binding. The transcript has 3 exons. The record is from RefSeq and is a predicted model, not a curated record. Gene Ontology annotation, biological process: DNA integration. The coding region runs from base 1 to 1875 and encodes 624 amino acids. NCBI's taxonomy places the organism in Eukaryota, Viridiplantae, Streptophyta, Magnoliopsida, Caryophyllales, Amaranthaceae.